Molecule: messenger RNA, 933 nt
Organism: Grus americana (Whooping crane)
Lineage: Eukaryota; Metazoa; Chordata; Aves; Gruiformes; Gruidae
Gene: IAPP
Product: islet amyloid polypeptide
Exons: 7
Coding region: 409-816 (135 amino acids)
Cellular component (GO): extracellular region
Molecular function (GO): hormone activity
Source: RefSeq, a predicted model, not a curated record
GCCUGCUCAAUGCUGCACCAGAGCAUGAGCACACAGCCUUCAGCAGCAGCACUGGGGUACUGAAUGGAGGGUAAGGGGUCACUCCCAGCCAUUUGCGGUGAUCAGGAACAUGUACAAAUUGAAUACAUCUCAAAAAAAAUAGGAGUAGAGGAGCAUUCAGGGAGACCUAAUUCUGCACAUUCAGUAGCAAUAUAGUCACUCUGGACUCCUCUGUGAGGAGACCUAUGCAGCGAGCCAGGAUGCAAAUUUACAAAACACUGACUCUGUAAUGAGAUACUUAAAGCAAACUAAACUGUAAGCUUCUAGUUCCUGUUAACUGAACAACAAUGUAAUUUAUCGGAGACAUCUACCUCACACAGCAGAACAGGAUCUGGUAAAGUGCAUGCAACAGAAAGUUUGGAAGCAGAGAUGUACAACCUAAAGCUGUCAGCUUUCUUCAUUGCACUUUCUGUCACUCUGAGCUGUUUGGAAGCUACACCUAUUGAGAAAUUACUAUCUGUGGCUGAUGAUCUCUCUGAUGGUACUUCCAAGAGACAAGGAUGGAUAUUGCCAGUAAUAUCACAGAAUACACUCUCAGGACUUAGUGAGGAAAUGCCAGAACAACCAGCAGCAAAGACAAAAAGUAGUCACCACCUAGAGAAACGGAAAUGCAACACCGCUACAUGUGUGACACAACGCUUGGCUGACUUUUUAGUUCGUUCCAGCAACAGCAUCGGAGCAAUUUAUUCACCUACAAAUGUGGGGUCCAAUACAUAUGGAAAGAGGGACACAGUUGGGCUUUUAAGCAGAGAACCCCAAGACAAUGCACAGCUUUAGGGUGUUAAAAUGACUACUGAUACAGUUUUCAUUAGGAGCUCAGUUUUUAAUGUAUCAAUAACCUUUUAGUCAUUUAUUACUUGUACAGUCUUAACAGUGCCUUGUUUUCUGUGUGUG